AUGUCGCUUCCGUACCUCUACACCCAGGCCGCCAGCUUAGUCAACAUUCCGCAAGCGCUGCACACACGAACGGCUGCUAAAAUGUUCCGGGUCUCGAGGCUUGUGGAAGCCUGCGACGCGUUCCUCGGAACGUCACUGCAGUCAGCCGACGUCUGCUACGUCUUGGAGUACACGAUAGCAAAGGGAAGCACCAAGACCUUGGACAGUCUCAUCGACAAGCAUCUGAAAGAGAACGCUGGACAGGUUAUAAAGGGCAAGGAGUUCAUCGCCGCAUCGGAGGGAACCGUCCUGAGAACAUUGAAGAACCCCUGCUUGAGGUUAAGAGAAUGCGACGUCGUCGAGGCUGUUUACUCAUGGGCGACGGUGCGCUGCUCGCAAGCGAGCGACCAGACUCCGAUCACCGCUCUGCGAAGGACCAUGAGACCGUUCUUGCCGGAGCUUCGGUCGUUCUCAUUGACUCCUCUGGAGUUUGUGGAGGGCCCGUCUUGCUGGCAGAUCCUGACCAAGCGCGACACCCAGGAUGUUCUCAGCAACAUCAUUAAACCCGGAUCGGAGAGGUCACCUGAAGGCAUUAGCGCGAACAGGGAAGAGCGAACGAACCCUUACGGCUUCUCUGCACUGCCGACCAUAGAGGCGCCGCGAGUCUUCACUCUCGGCGGACCUCCAUGUUUGAAAUGACUGCUUUAUUGGCGCACGGCGUGGCGAAUCCAGAGAUUCUUGUUAUCGCCGACAGUGAGAUUUCGCCGUCAGCCUAGAAGAGCGCCGAUGAACCGAUCACGAACCACGUAAAAGAAAAAAGUCACGCCCCGCUUUUCUUUUCUUUAGUUUCCACUGACUGGAAAGGUCUUCAAAUGAAUGCCAACGCAUAAAGCCGCCGCUCCGCUGGUAAUACAUCGUUCAAAGGACUGUCUGAGGCGUGUUUUUUCAUUGAAGGUCUUACACCGGUCAUACAAGCACUGUCUGCAUACAUGUUUGAAGUAUACGUGGGUGUGAAACAAGCUUGCUUCGAGCGUGCUCAAGGCGUGCACGCAAAUAAUUCUGUCAC
Messenger RNA from Ixodes scapularis (black-legged tick), 1045 nucleotides. RefSeq lists its product as uncharacterized. The transcript has 2 exons. Gene Ontology annotation, biological process: neurogenesis. Lineage: Eukaryota; Metazoa; Arthropoda; Arachnida; Ixodida; Ixodidae. The record is from RefSeq and is a predicted model, not a curated record. Gene Ontology annotation, cellular component: cytosol. The coding region runs from base 1 to 678 and encodes 225 amino acids.